Messenger RNA from Erigeron canadensis, 1176 nucleotides. RefSeq lists its product as uncharacterized. The transcript has a single exon. Bases 1 to 1176 code for a protein of 391 amino acids. The record is from RefSeq and is a predicted model, not a curated record. NCBI's taxonomy places the organism in Eukaryota, Viridiplantae, Streptophyta, Magnoliopsida, Asterales, Asteraceae.
AUGGGUGAUUUUAUCGAUUUGGUCGAAAAUGGGGAAUCUUUAACCCCUCUCACUCGUGUUUAUAUUCCAAGAGAUCAACUUGGUACAGGGAAUCAGUUACUAAAUGAUUACUUUAUAGAAAACGCAAAGUACCCGCCACACUUCUUUAAGCGGCGUUUUCGAAUGCGAAAAGAGCUGUUCAUGCGUAUAGCUAACGAUAUCGUUUCUUUCUCCCCAGUCGGUGAUGAGCCUGUUCCUCGUCAUUUUGUUGAGUUUCGAAACCAGCGUGUAGAUGCAAGAGGUAAACUCGGUUUUUCUACAAUUCAAAUGUGUACUUCGGCUAUACGUCAGUCGGCGUAUGGCAACGUGGCCGAUUCACUUGAUGAGUAUCUACAAAUGGGUGAAGAAAUUUCCAAAAACGCGCUUGAUGCUUUUUGUAAGUGUGUCUUUGACCUUUACAGAGAAGAGGACUUACGAAGACCAACAACAAAUGAUAUACAACGUCUUUACCAGAAACACGCACAACUUCACGGUUUUCCAGGGAUGCUUGGGAGCAUCGACUGUAUGCAUUGGCCUUGGAAAAGGUGUCCAAAAGCAUGGCAAUGCCAGUUCACUCAAGGUGAUAAAGGGGUACCAACCAUCAUGCUUGAAGCGGCUGCAUUGUACGAUUUAUGGAUUUGGCAUGCGUUUUUUGGAACGGCAGGUUCGACCAAUGACAUAAGGGGUACUAUCAUUGAGGAUACGGCUCCGAGUACUUCAUUUAUGGUUAACGGAACCGAUUACCAGAAGGGGUACUAUCUAGCCGACGGUAUUUAUCCUGAGUGGUCGACAUUCGUUAAGGCUUUUUCAUGCCCACAAGACCCGAAAAAGAAAAAAUUCAAGAAGGAUCAAGAAAGUGCGCGAAAAAAUGUGGAACGAGCAUUUGGAGUUCUCCAAGGUCGUUGGGCGAUCAUUACACACCCCAUAAGGUUGUUUAGUGUCAAUAAGAUUCGUCGAACCAUGUAUGCUUGUGUUAUAUUGCAUAACAUGAUCGUUGAGGAUUCGGGUCAUGCAAUAACCUCCUAUAAUAUAGAAAUCCUAGCAGAGCCACCCCGUGUACCUGUUCGUACCUUUCGAGAGAGGAUGACGGUCCACGCACGGACCAAUCACCAUGGUCUUCGUCACGAUCUUGUCAAGCAUAUUUGGCGUCUCUCGUGA